CUGGAAACCCAUUCAUUGUACGAGUUAUCUAAGUAAACAUGGCGGACGAUCUUCGAAGCAGGAUAAUGGGCGACGAGGCACGGACAAACAGUGUGAUGAAGACUAUGAUCCUUUUUAGCUUAUCCAUGAUCUUCUUCCCAGUCUUCUUGUAUUUCUUUUCCAAAAGCAUGUUCUUUCAAGGAAUCAUGGGAAUUUCCAGCCAAGACAGCUCUUUCUAUGCAGCGUUUGUUGCCAUAGGAACAGUGCAUAUUAUUCUAGGACUUUUCUUGUACACAGCAUUUACAGAGGACACUUCAAAGCCUUCAGAUCUCAAGGCAGACUAGGAAGAUUGUUCUUACAAGUUAUCAUACAUCUGUAUUAUUUGUUAGAUAUGAAGGGGUAGAUUUGUACAUGCUAAGUAUAUAUUUACAUGUAUGUAUGUAGAUGAAAGAAUGAUGAUUGAACAAUUAUUGUAUGUGCAAUAUUGAUUAUGGUUUUUGUUUUUGAUUAAUUGUACAUUUUUGGGAAUAAUAAAAUGUAACCUGUAUUAUAUGAAUGUUACAGAAUCUUGUAGUCUCAAAAAAAUAUGUGUGCUAGACAGUCCAAUUCAAUUUUAUUACAUGUAGUUAAUUAAAAAUACAUUGAUGAAUAAUAGCAAAAGUAGACGUUUCAAUUUUUAAACUUGAAAGAAAUCACACAACUAAAUGUUAAAUUGCUUUGUAUUGAUUUGUACAUAUACAUGACAUUGUCAAUAUACACAGAAUAUUAACUGUUCUAUGUGUGUUCAAAAUAAUUGAUAAAUGAAACCAAGCACAACUUCUUAUUACUCUGGUUGCUAGUUACAUUUUUAAAAUCCAUGCAUUUUUUUAUGCUUCUUAUUUAUGUGGACAGAGCAAUUAUGGGUUGUUGAAAUAUUGGUGAGAUAUCUUUACAUUUGUAAAUGUGUGAGCAUCUCUUCUCAUGUUUUGAUUCACUUUGUGUGAUGCCAAUGAAACCUAAGUAUUGAAAUGCACUCAGUUUGCUGCUUCAUCUGUUUUGUUUUAAAAUGUACAUUCCAUAGUAUGAAGAUAUUUGCCUUCCAUUUCUUUUUUAAAUAAGAGGAACAUGUAUAU
Messenger RNA from Saccostrea cuccullata (small rock oyster), 1091 nucleotides. RefSeq names its product vacuolar ATPase assembly integral membrane protein VMA21-like. The transcript is spliced from 3 exons. NCBI's taxonomy places the organism in Eukaryota, Metazoa, Mollusca, Bivalvia, Ostreida, Ostreidae. Gene Ontology annotation, biological process: vacuolar proton-transporting V-type ATPase complex assembly. Gene Ontology annotation, cellular component: endoplasmic reticulum membrane. The coding region runs from base 39 to 323 and encodes 94 amino acids. The record is from RefSeq and is a predicted model, not a curated record.